This is a messenger RNA of Folsomia candida, 1314 nucleotides long. Its product is annotated as sarcoplasmic reticulum histidine-rich calcium-binding protein. Bases 315 to 1241 code for a protein of 308 amino acids. The record is from RefSeq and is a predicted model, not a curated record. Lineage: Eukaryota; Metazoa; Arthropoda; Collembola; Entomobryomorpha; Isotomidae. The transcript is spliced from 2 exons.
GAGUACAAAAGUGCCGUCAGUCAAGUGAUGCAAAAGAUUUCAUAUGUUUUUCACAUUUUGCUGAAAGUCAGUUAACAUCCCUAUACUUACAUGCAUAAAACCGCAAUUUUCACACAUGCUCAAAUGCAUCAUUAACGGAAUUACUUAUGCAAAUAAGAGUACUUCUAUACGGGAAAAAGUGUUGCAUAAAUGAAAUUACGACGAGGCUUUGAGUAACACGCAUUAUUAGAAACUGAUAUUCCACAUUACAAUAUUAUCAUUUGAUAACGGUCUGUCGAAUGACAAAGAGUUGAAGGAUUUUUGUAAGAUUAAAAAUGCAGUACCAAAUUCUAUUGCUGACGACCCUACUCUUUUCUCGGGGACAAGUCAUGCGAGCAGUUCCUUUCAUUUCUGCCUUUCUCCAACCACCGCCGCCACUCCAGCAACGCCUACGCCCCCAUCUCUCCUAUCACCACCACCCCAAAUCCCCGAAUUACAAUCUAACACCGAAACGGGAAUCAUCAUCGUCUCCUCCUCCUCAUUACGCCAACCAGAUUACAGGAAAUGGGAAUAAGCUGCAGGUGACAGCUACAAAUAUUGCACGCGACCAACGCCAGCUCUACCCAGAAGAACCCUGCUACUACGGUUAUUAUUGUCAUGAACAACAACCACCUGCAGGAUUCAGCAACAAAAAGCCGGAAGUGGGCAAUCCCGGAUCAAAUUCAAUCACAAAUCAUCACGACCACGAAGAAAAUGAUGAUACGGAUAAUGAUGACGACUCUUAUCAUCAAGACCACGAUGCAGGUCACCGCGAUAGUGACCCCAAGGUCAAAAUCUUUCUCCUCACCCCAUUGUCUCCUAAACAAUUGCGGAACCUUCUUCAUCAUCAAGAACCAAAGCAUUCCAAUCACGGAGAACACAUUGAACAUGAUUAUCCGCACUAUCGUGCGUCAAAUGAGCAGCAAAGAUUUUACCAUCGUCCCCGAUCCGACAUGUUAUUGUACGACUACGCUCAACUUAAACAUGGUCAAAUUCCCAAAUAUGGUAAUCACCACCACCCUAAUCACAGGCAAGAUUCAAAAUCUCUGUUCGGAUUUGAUGAUGCAAAUGGUAACAAUUAUGCUCCCACCAUGUUGUACAAAAAUUAUGAAGUGAGAUCACCCAGCAAAUCUCAGCAUAAUUCUUCUUCUUCUGACAUCUCAUUAAUGUACGCCCCGAGUAUGAGCUAUGGCUAUUACGGCGUGGGCGGAGGUGGUGCUUAAAGAAAAAAGUUGAAUACCACGAAUUUUUGUAAAGUUGUGCAUAGAAAAAAUAAAAUUUUAUGAUUUGGCUGCA